This is a messenger RNA of Xiphophorus couchianus (Monterrey platyfish), 5755 nucleotides long. Its product is annotated as glypican-6-like. The transcript has 9 exons. Bases 368 to 2029 code for a protein of 553 amino acids. Gene Ontology annotation, biological process: cell migration; regulation of protein localization to membrane; regulation of signal transduction. Lineage: Eukaryota; Metazoa; Chordata; Actinopteri; Cyprinodontiformes; Poeciliidae. The record is from RefSeq and is a predicted model, not a curated record. Gene Ontology annotation, cellular component: cell surface; extracellular region; plasma membrane.
CUGUCGGUCCGUCUGAUCCGAACACGCAGCGCUCUCCAGCAGCCCUCACCAUUUCCACUUCAGCGCAGCCUCCAGAGGGGCUCCUUUCGCUGGACCAAGUUGAGCCACCCUCUUGAAUUCAUGUGACACCUACACAGUCCUUUUCUCUGCGCCACUUAUUCUUGGCCGCGCUUCGACUUGCCGCUCUGCUCCGGGAAAUGUGUCGGUAGACAUUCAUACUAGUUGAGCUCCAAAUAACAUGUACAUGAGCAGUCAUUAAGUACCUGCGGACCUGCUGCAGGAGGGGAGAAGUUUUGUUUUAUUUUAAUUUAAUUUUUUUCACGGCUGGGAACCUGAAAUCACUGAAGGAUCUUUACACAAGUGGACAAUGCUGAGACUAGAGACUAUCAUCUGCACUUUUUCUGUGCUGUCAGUCGCAGCAAGAGCAGAUUUUAAAGCACGGAACUGCAGCGAGGUGAGAGAGGCUUGCCAAGAGAGGGGCUUCGCCUUCGCACAUGUUCCUCACCAGGAGAUCCCGGGAGAAGAUCUGCGUGUUUGCACCUAUGAACACACCUGUUGUACCCAAGAAAUGGAAGACCGAUUUGGUCAGCAAAGCAAGUUGGACUUUGAAAAUCUGCUUGAUGAAACCAGUCACACGUUGAGAAGCACAUUUGUCUCCAGACAUAAAAGAUUUGAUGAAUUCUUCCUGGAGCUUCUGGAGAACACGGAGCGGUCCCUGAAUGAGAUGUUUGUGAGGACCUACGGCAAGCCUUACAUGCAGAAUGCAGAGGUCUUUGAGAACCUGUUUGCUGAGCUCAAGCGCUACUACACAGGAGGGAAUGUUAAUCUGGAGGAAAUGCUUAAUGACUUUUGGUCCCGGCUGCUGGAGCGCAUGUUCACGCUGCUGAACUCCCAGUAUGUCAUCACUGAGGACUAUCUGGAGUGUAUCAGUAAGUACACGGACGAGCUCAAGCCAUUUGGAGAUGUUCCCAGGAAGCUCAAGGCUCAGGUUACCCGUGCAUUCAUCGCUGCACGCACAUUCGUCCAGGGACUCUCUGUAGGUCGGGAAGUGGCCCAGAGAGUGUCAAAGGUAAACAGCACCCCUGCUUGUAUACGAGGGCUGACAAAAAUGCUGUUCUGUCCCUUUUGUCGUGGCAUGCCGGGAGUAAAACCCUGCAAGAAUUACUGCCUUAACGUGAUGAAGGGCUGCCUGGCAAAUCAAGCUGAUCUGGAUCCAGAGUGGAACCAGUACAUCGAUGCCAUGCUGUUGGUGGCGCAGAGGCUAGAAGGGCCUUUCAACAUUCAAUCUGUCAUGGAUCCUAUUGAUGUCAAGAUUUCAGAGGCCAUCAUGAAUAUGCAAGAUAAUAGUGCCCAGGUUUCUUUCAGGGUUUUCCAAGGCUGUGGCCAGCCGAAACUUGCAGAAAUCUCGAGGUCUGCUCGUGAUACUUCGGAUGUGUUCAGCGCCCGCUUCAGGCCCUACAACCCAGAGGAGCCGCCCACCGCUGCAGCUGGCACAAGCUUGGACAAGCUGGUUGUCGACAUAAAAGAGAAACUGAAAUUGUCCAAGAAGUUCUGGUCGAGCCUGCCCGAGGCAAUGUGUGUAGAGGACAGAGUGACUGCCGGAAACGUCAGUGAUGAGGACUGCUGGAAUGGACACACCAAGGGCAGAUACUUUCCUGAAGUCCAAAAGGAUGGCCUUACCAACCAGAUGAAUAACCCUGAGGUGGGCGUCGACAUCACACGACCCGACACCUUCAUCCGUCAGCAGAUCAUGGCUCUAAGGGUGAUGACCAACAAGCUGAGAAAUGCAUACAAUGGCAAUGACAUCUACUUUCAGGACACAAGUGAUGAAGGCAGCGGCUCAGGCAGCGGAAGCGGCUGCACAGAGGGCUGCACCACAGACAUGUACAGCGCUGCCACUGAAGCCCCAGUGGUGAGAGCCGACCGGAGCGGGCCUAUGGAGGAUUCUGCCCCCCACCAUGCACCGUCCAUAGCACUGCCAACCGUGCUGGCUCUGCUAGCUCUAACUCUGCACCGACAAUGGAGAUAAUGAUGGAGCAACAAGCUAGAUAUGGACUGCAGGGUUUUUGUCCCCUUUUUUCUCCUCUCUGGCAGUUUUUGUAUUCAAGCACAUUGGAGCUACAGUCAAGCAAAGAGCAUUCAGCCUACCAGCGUUGAUGCUGCAGGAUUCUGCUCUGAGAAAGAGAGUAGUCAUCCACAUCAUGAUUUUCCACUUUUCCAAAAAUCAUGCAGUUCCAUCCCUAGACUUUAUAUUUCAUGAAAUCAUUUCAGUUUCUAAAACUGAUGUGGAUCCAACAAACUCUGCUUCAGAGAUUUAAAAAAAAUAAAUAAAUCUUUACAUUUCUUUCACAUAUGGCAAAUAUAAACAUAGAUUUCCAAUUGGAAAAAAAAUAUAGUAUGCACUUUGAGUUUUUUUUAUUGAAUUUUUUUGUCUGAAGAAAAUGUAAAAAGAGAUGUGGUUAAAUUAUGCACCUUAAAAAGGUACAAUAAGCUUAAUAAAUGUUUGAUAAUAUAUUUUAAAGAGGUGAUGUACAUCUAAGUGCAAGAGGAUUCAGGAACCAUGUCCGCUUUGGUUAGAAUUUGAUUAAAUAUAACAUUAUGCCAUUUAUUGAUUUGUGAAGGAAAAACAAUUCUUUUCAAUUUCCUUUUUGUGAAUGCAAAUUGAGAUCUUUCAUACAGUUUCAAUCAUUUUGGGGCUGUAGAUGCAUAUAUUGUUUUAAACACAAUCUGCAAAAACCUACAAAUACUCACAAAAUCUGUUCAGCAGUGGCCUUGUGCUACAGCUGACUUGAAGGGUUAGGAUUAACAUUUUAUUUACUUUGCCUUGCACCAACUCCAUAAUCUGCAAAAUAUGCUCAUAUCUUGCCAGUUUCUUAACUUAGCUUAGAACCUAAAAUCAUUUCUAAGAGGGUUUUUUUUCUGUUUUAUCUGCAGAGAAUAUGCCACUAAUUUACUGUUAUGUAGCUCUAUGGCUAAACAGCUAUGGUAACAUUUUGUUUAAGAUGUGGUCGUUCAGUAUAGUUUAAAAUAUUUACUUCUAGUUUAAAGGGAUAAAUACUGUCAUAAUUUAAUUUCAUCAAUAAUGGAACAGGUAGGUAGCUACAGUGGCUAAUUAUUAAUUUUCUAUUACAACCAUAAGGGUCUUUUGUGGAUUUUUUAAGCUGAGUUCAAUUGAGAGGAAAUGGCCCAUCAGUAAUUUACCUUUAAUAGAUAACUCUCUUAGUGUCUUAACAUUGAUGAAAGAUAAGAAAUUCAAAAGCUGUUAAAUGACCUAAGAUAUGCAGGAGAUGAUUAUUCUCCUUGGUCUGUAGCUAUUUAUUAUGAAGACUUUUGCCGUCUGUGGUCCAUAACAAUGAUAUUUCUAUACUAAACAAACUUUGAAACAGAAUAGAUUUUAGUGUUUUUCCAUUCAAACCAUUGUUAUGCAAGUUCACUUUUCACAAGAAUUAGUUGUACUUUCAAUUCACACAGGUUAAAACAGAUUUGGUUCAUAUUCAAAAUUCACUGUUUUAAUAUUUUUGUGUACAGUCACACCACAUAAAAUUUCAAUUUACAAUUCUCAACAUUAAUUAGCACUUUGAUUAUUUUGCAGCCUAGCAUUUGCCAGGUGAGUCUCUCUGCUCACAUAAAACAUUUUUUUUUGUUUGACCAAACUAUCAAUAAACCUCUUCUCAUGCACAGAAUUCCCUGCUUGAAUUGUAAGAGAUCAACAUGAGCAGAAAAUGUUGAUUCUGCUUCAGUACUCGAACUAGAAAACCCUUCACUCAUGUGAAUUAUCCUCACUGUUAUACUGGUUAUCCUUAUAUAGCUGGUAGAUGUGACAGAAUCCAUUUAAGUGUUGCUUCAGUCUUAGGCUUGUUUUUUGUACAUAGAAAAACCUUAACAUGAAUUUUUUGACACAAUACUGAUAGAACUGGAGUAAAGAAACAACUCAACAUAAUCUACUUCUUUUAAAUAGUCUUGAUUUAGACCGUCAGCUUAUAAUAUUAGGUAUGUUUGUGUGUGCAUUUUCAAUAAUGUCUGAGCAUAAAGACAGAUAAAUGUGCUAGAGACAAAAGCCUAAAGCAAACCAGUGAUCCCUGUGAUACGUUUCAGGAUAUCACAAGGGAGCAAUUCAUGCUUCUGAACUGAGAAACAGCUUUGUUCAAGUCAGUUGUUUGAAAAAGCUAACGCCACUUAUGUAAACACUAUUUUGAACAAAGUCAAGUGCGGAUAACACUGAAACAAAAAGUCAUUUCAAUGGACUAUGGACCGAUCUUUACUGUAAAAAACAUUAUCUAUUUAACACAGCCAUUAAAUACAAAAUUAAACCCAUUAAACAUUACCUAAUAUUGAACUUUUUCAAUAUUAGGUAAUGUUACCUAAUAACAUUAGGUAAUGUUACCUAAUAACAUUACCUGAUAUUGUUGGGUAUUAGAUCAUCUAUUAAGGUACCUUGAUCAAAUCAUCAAGGUAAUAGAUGAUGGCACAUAUGUACUUUUGUCUUAGCACUUAUUAGGAGGUCAAAUGUAAUGUUUUUAACAAAACACUAAGAGAGUUAUCUACUUCAGGUUACUAAUCUCUAACCAGAUACAGAAAAAUCUUUCACACCUGUGGCUCUGAAGACAAUCAAGUUAGGAGAUUCCUAUUGGGCAUCUCAAAUUAAGUUUCCCACUAACAUUUUCCAUUUGAAUUACAAUGAAAUUAUAUGCAAAUAAAAAUUAUUCGGUUGGUCUACAAGAGCAAACCUAUAUUCUUGUGCUGCUGUGAACUUUACAUGAAUUUAAAUUAACUGACUGUAUCAUGUUGUAGUGCUGCAUCCUCAGAAUAUAUUACACGUAUUUACCAACUAUCAUCAGAUGUUUCAUACCUACUGGAACUACAUUUAGAAAAACGCAAAAACAUGCUACUUCUUUGCAUAUUGAGUAACUGCUCUACUCUAAUCCCAGGCAGUAUUUAAAAAUGUCAACUUCAAAUGACAGAAUUGAAAAGAAUAUAUAAGUACAUAUUACCAUACUUGUUGUAUGUCUGGGAGUUAUUAAGAGAGGCAGGGAGCAAACAUCACACAGUGGUGACAGGGAAUGCUAAGAAUGACUCCCUGAAUUUAUCUGGAAAGCUUGAAUGGUUAUGUCUGCAGCACAGACAGGCUUGAAGCCGACCACAGUCACCUGUGAAAUGAGAAUCUGUGGGGACUGGACAAGGCUGAAUGCUUCAGUGAAGCUCCUCAGUAGAGCGUACUUACAGAGAAUGUGAGAGACCUUGGCACCGCUGAGGGGCGCGGACAAAACCAGCCUGGAUGUGCGCUCCCUGUUCUCUGAGAGCCCGUCAGGUUCAUAACCAGCAGGCCAACUGAGCAUACACAUCCACAGAAUUAGCCUAUGUCAUGCCCUUCACAAUGUAUCAAGAAAAACUUUUGCUUUUCAAUAUUAUUUGAAGUACUCAUUUACAUCCACAGUGCAAGAACAACAAUACAGAAAAAAUACUCAAUGUGUUUUUUUUAAGUUAUUCUUUAUUCUGACUAUUGAUCUCACAGGAUGCCAUUUUUGUUUUUAAAUCAUUGAACUUUUAAUAUUUUUGCAAUAAAAGGUUAAAAACAACAGCUAACCCAGUGCUGAAUUACAUCAAUUCUUUACAAGUCACAUUUAUUUUUACUUUUACCUUGGAGGUAGAGAGUUUGUUGAGCGAAGAUGCCUUAAUGUAUUUCAACCAUACCGUGAAGAUGAUUGCAUUUGUUUUAUUACUAUUGAGAAUAAAUUCUAAACAUUUUUAAAACAGA